This is a messenger RNA of Ictalurus punctatus (channel catfish), 1163 nucleotides long. It is a transcript of the gene gal, whose product is annotated as galanin/GMAP prepropeptide. Gene Ontology annotation, cellular component: extracellular region. The record is from RefSeq and is a predicted model, not a curated record. NCBI's taxonomy places the organism in Eukaryota, Metazoa, Chordata, Actinopteri, Siluriformes, Ictaluridae. Gene Ontology annotation, molecular function: hormone activity. The transcript has 7 exons. The coding region runs from base 709 to 1137 and encodes 142 amino acids.
UAAAAAAAAAGAAAAAAGACAGAUAAAGGUCUCCAGAGAAAUAAAAACAUCUCAGUGUUGUGAUAUUUAAGGAUCAGUAAACUUUAACAUAAGCAUUUAUUGUCACAAAAAGACGUUAGAAAAGAUUAAAGAGAUGAUGAGAGGUACAGGACGUGUCACUGUACGCCGAGUGUAAACGGUUACGGAGGUGAGACGAAACAGACGCAGGUCAGGGUUCUCUGCGUUAACGACGUUAACUGAAGAUCUUCAAUGAAAUAUCUUGCUACCUGGAGCCUGAAUAUUGACAUAAGUGUAAAUAAUGAAACUCGGGUGUAAUUUUAUGCUCCGUUAAUCCUCGAACAUCCUCGAAAAUUAACUUAAAGAAAGCAGAUUUUUAAUGACGUUAAAUUUCGAUUAGUUUUCGAGUGUCCGCUUCGGUUUCGAGUCCAAACCCACACAAGGAGGAUUCCAGCUCGUAUAUAAAAAAAAAAAAAGCUGAGUAAUAAAGUGCGAUCUUUCGUAAUUUAGUUCCAGAGGACAAAGAGAAUAGAGAGAGAAAGAGAACAGAGAGAGUGGGGGGAAAAAGAGAGAGAGAGAGAUGUUUUGUCCUGACGUGGAGCUGGUGUGUGUAUAUAAAGCGGUGAGGAGUGGUACGGAGCAUCAGAGAGCCGAGCUGCAGAACACAACCGUCUCACUUCACCUCAGCAGAACCCAGCGCCGAUCCUCAGGAUGCACAAGUGUAUUGUUGGUGUGUGUAUCACGCUGGUGUUUUGCGCAGUCUUGACCGAGACGCUGGGAAUGGUCAUCGCGGCGAAAGAGAAGCGCGGCUGGACCCUCAACAGCGCUGGAUACCUGCUCGGUCCCCGUCGUAUUGAUCAUCUAAUACAGAUAAAGGAUGCUCCCAGUGCAAGGGGGAGAGAAGAGCUGCUUGGUGAAUAUGGCAUCGACAGUUACAGGACGCUCAGCGAUAAACACGGUCUGGCCGGGAAGAGGGACGCAUUCAUGGAAGACGACAUCAAAUCUGGUGCCCUGAGAAUAGCAGACGAAGACAUCCUGCACACCAUUGUAGACUUCCUGUCUUUCCUAAAGCUGAAAGACAUGGGCGCUCUCGACAGCCUGCCCUCCUCGCUCACUUCAGACGAAUUCACUCAGCCCUGAACCUCGGAUAUCUCUCCGCCCAACGA